This is a messenger RNA of Verticillium alfalfae VaMs.102, 1146 nucleotides long. RefSeq names its product mannan endo-1,4-beta-mannosidase. Gene Ontology annotation, cellular component: extracellular region. The transcript has 2 exons. NCBI's taxonomy places the organism in Eukaryota, Fungi, Ascomycota, Sordariomycetes, Glomerellales, Plectosphaerellaceae. The record is from RefSeq and is a predicted model, not a curated record. Gene Ontology annotation, molecular function: hydrolase activity, hydrolyzing O-glycosyl compounds; cellulose binding. Gene Ontology annotation, biological process: carbohydrate metabolic process. Bases 1 to 1146 code for a protein of 381 amino acids.
AUGCGUUCCUCCAUUCUCGCUCUGGCCCUGGCCCUCGCCGGCCAGCAGGUCGCUGCGCAGGUGCCUGCCGGCUUCGCCACGACCAAGGGCAACAAGUUCCAGGUCGACGGCAAGGAUUUCAUCUUCGCCGGUAGCAACGCCUACUACUGGCCCUUCAAUGUGUUCUACCGUCUGCCCGCCAUCAAGACGGCCUUCAAGAACUACGUCUCCACCGUCGUCGGCCGCUACAAGAACUCCCCGGCCAUCUUUGCCUGGGAGGUGGCCAACGAGGCCCGCUGCGGCGCCGAUGGCACCCGCAACCUGCCCCGCGGCCCGGCCUGCACGACCGACCUGAUCAUCGACUGGCUCGACGAGAUGUCGACGUACAUCAAGUCCAUUGACGCCAACCAUCUCGUGACCACUGGUACCGAGGGUCACUUCAACCGCGCCUCAUCCGACUGGGCGUACAACGGCUCCGACGGCAACGACUUUGACGCCGAGCUCGAGCUCCCCAACGUCGACUUUGGCACCUUCCACUCGUACCCCGACUGGUGGUCCAAGACGCCCGCCUGGACCGACACUUGGAUCGUCGACCACGCCGUCGCCGCCCGCGCCGCCGGCAAGCCCGUCAUCCACGAGGAGUACGGCUGGCUCACGCCCUCGAAGCGCCAGGAGUACCUCGGCCAGACCAGCCCCUUCGGCCGCGUCGAGGUCCUCUCGCGUUGGCAGGACAUUUCCCUGCGCGAGGAGAUGCCCGACCUCUACUGGCAGUUUGGCUUUGGCGGCUACUCGUACGGCAAGAACCACGACGACGGCUUCACCAUCUACCUCGAGGACGCCGAGGCCCAGCCCCUCGUCUUCCAGCACGCCGCCCGCGUCAACGCCCUCUACGGCAGCCCCCAGCCCACGACCACCGUCGCCCCGCCCGCGCCCACGACCACGAGCCGGCCCGCUACCACCAGCACGUCUAGGCCCGCUACCACCAGCACCUCCAGGCCUGCUACCACGACCAGCACCGUCGCCCCGCCCACCACCACCACGGCGCCCGCCGGCCCUACCCAGGUCCGCUGGGGCCAGUGCGGCGGCCAGGGCUGGACCGGCCCCAAGGUCUGCGCGGCGCCGUACACGUGCCAGGUGCAGAACGCUUGGUACUCGCAGUGCCUUUAA